Messenger RNA from Rotaria sp. Silwood2, 1038 nucleotides. The record is from the annotation of a GenBank genome assembly. Lineage: Eukaryota; Metazoa; Rotifera; Eurotatoria; Philodinida; Philodinidae.
AUGUUUAACGAUUUAUUCUUCAACUUUACAUACGAUGAAUGGACGCAACCUGCAUUAGCAUCUUGUCAUAUAUUAAAAUGGAUUGGUAUUUAUUUAUGUUUUACUUUUCUUUGUGGUAUUGGUCUCAACGUUAUUAUUCUUGUUAUUCUUCUUCAAAAGAAAAGUCAUCGAUCACCAAUUGAUAUAUUCAUUAUUGCAUUAAGUUUUGCUGAUUUAUUGGAUGCUUUACUUGGAAUUCCAUUGACUCUUACAUCUAAUUUGGCUUGCCGAUGGUUAUAUGGUAAAUAUUUAUGUUAUUAUGAAGGUUUUGUUACUUAUUUUGUUGGAAUGGUUGGGCUCUAUUUGUUAACUGCCUUAUCUUUGAAUAGGUAUUGGAAAAUUGUUAUAUCCACAAAAGAACAAUAUGUUACUUAUCGAACUGCUUAUAUAUCAGUAGCUUUAUCUGUACUUGGUGGUUUAUUUUGGGCAUUACCACCUGUAUUUGGUUGGAAUAAUUAUAAACUAGAAGGUGCGCGAACAACAUGUUCCAUAUGUUGGCAAGGUCGAACAAUAAAUAUCAUUAGUUACAAUGUUCUUAUGUUUAUUUUUGCUUACAUUAUACCAUUAAUUAUUAUGGUUUAUUGCAAUAUGUGUAUUUACUUUAAAGUACGCGAAGCUAGUAGAGCACAAAUGACAUGGAAUACAGUUAAAAGUUCAUCGAAAUUGGCUCUGAAGAAACAAAAGCUGGAAAAACGUAUGGCUAAAACGGUUUUUUUUAUCAUCCUUACUUUUACAAUUGCCUGGACACCAUAUGCCAUUGUAGCAUUUAUAUCAUCAUUUUUCUCUCCGGAAUUAAUUCCACCAUUAGGUGGUACAAUACCAGCAAUAUUUGCUAAAUCAUCGAUUUAUUUUAAUCCAUUCGUUUAUAUUAUAUCAAAUUCUUAUGUUCGUUCAAAAUUACUCUGCAUGCGAACGAAUCCAUAUCGAACAACUAAUAGUGAUUCAUUAAAAGACAAUUAUCUACAAUCAGUUUCAUUAAAACAUCUCGAAACUAGUUAA